AUGGAGGUUGAAUCUGCAGCUAGGAUUAAACUCAGCGGCGGCCUUCAUAAGAAGAAGCAGCCUAAAUGUGGAAUCUGUGGGAAGGAGUUUUGUUCCAUGAAGGGUUUGUAUGGUCACAUGAGGACUCAUCCAGACCGAUCCUGGAGAGGGAUUGAACCUCCGAAUACUGUAACGACAACAGCUCCGGCCUGGUCUCUCACCGCCCCGAGAGGGCGGAAGAGAACCACCUCCGCCUCUACCUCUGAUUUUAUGUUGCUUCCAAAGAAAGAAAGCUCGUCGAGAAAGAAGGUGCACUUUGACCUUGACACUGACAUGGGUGUCAUUACUUGCCAGUACUCCGCUCCACGGUUGUCGCGGCCUCGAGAAUCGUGCGGUCGGAAGAUGCUGGAUUUUGACCUCAACCAGCUGCCGCCCAUGGAGGAGGAAGAUGGAGAAGGUAUUGAAUCUUGA
Momordica charantia (bitter melon) is the source of this 450-nucleotide messenger RNA. RefSeq lists its product as uncharacterized. The record is from RefSeq and is a predicted model, not a curated record. Lineage: Eukaryota; Viridiplantae; Streptophyta; Magnoliopsida; Cucurbitales; Cucurbitaceae.